AUGGAAAUAGGCUUGGAAAGGGGAUUUCUAAAUGCACUCAGUGAUUUUGUGAUGAUGCAAUUGCAACUUGCCUCCAUUUUCUUCACAUUCUCUCUUGGAAUAAAGACGCACUAUUAUGGAAGAACUAUACUUCACGGAGGUGCAAAAUACAGGGGUACUAGUCGCAGUUUUGGUGUGUUCUAUGCCAAGUUUGCAGACAAUUAUAGAAUGUACUCCCGUAGUCACUUCGUUAAAGGAUUUGAAUUAAUGAUUUUGCUGCUUGUGUACCAAAUCUUUGGUGAAUCUCAUACGGGUGCCAUUGCUAAUAUCUUGAUCACAGUGUACAUGUGGUUCAUGGUUGGGAGUUGGCUUUUUGCCCCUUUCCUAUUUAAUCCUUCUGGUUUCGAGUGGCAAAAGAUUGUUGAUGAUUGGAGAGAAUGGAAAAAAUGGAUUAGCAACCAAGGUGGAAUUGUACCUCCAGAAAAAAGUUGGGAAACAUGGUGGGAAGAGGAACAUGAGCAUCUGUGUCAUUCUGGAAUGUGGUGUAUCAUAGCUGAGACUAUAUUGGCACUGCGGUUUUUCAUAUAUCAGUAUGGUCUUGUGUAUCACUUGAACAUCGUGAAGCAUAACAAAAGUUUUCUGGUCUAUGGCAUAUCAUGGCUAGUGAUCUUCCUUAUAUUGUUUGUGAUCAAGCAUAGCAAUGCUAAGGCUUUAUUGGAGGCCAUAGAUGUGCAGUUUGAGAGUUUUGAGAAAGCGCAUGCCAUGACUGUCAUGCCCCGAUCCUCGAGCGCGUACUCAUCCCUCUAUGGUCGAUAA
Molecule: messenger RNA, 795 nt
Organism: Eucalyptus grandis
Lineage: Eukaryota; Viridiplantae; Streptophyta; Magnoliopsida; Myrtales; Myrtaceae
Product: callose synthase 3-like
Exons: 3
Coding region: 1-795 (264 amino acids)
Biological process (GO): (1->3)-beta-D-glucan biosynthetic process
Cellular component (GO): plasma membrane; 1,3-beta-D-glucan synthase complex
Molecular function (GO): 1,3-beta-D-glucan synthase activity
Source: RefSeq, a predicted model, not a curated record